GGCGGGGUUAGCUCUUGUCCUGUCUCCGGGGAGGUUUUUUCUGCCAGAGUAGGGCGCUUACAGGUGUUUGGUCUCUUUCACCCGGACGAGCACCGCGUCGGGAUUCCUGUUCUCCGGUCUCACGCACCGGCAGCUCGGUUCUUCUCAUCAACACUCCGACUCGGAGGCCAAGCAGCCGCGGGAGAACAAGGAGACUGAGAAAGAGAAAGGAAAAGCUAAAGCAGCAGCAGCCGCCGAACCCGCCUCGCCUCAGAACCAGCCGGAGCAGUUUCCCGCCGCAGCCGGACACAGCACCCCGGCCAGGAAAGAACAGGAGCAGCAGGAGGUGGACCAGGUCUCCCACAGGUCCUCCAUCAGUCGCCUCUCCCGGUCUCCUUUGAAAGGAGUGAAGAAGACGAAGAUCAUGGAGUGUAAGGUUGCCCUGCUGGAUGGCUCCGACUUCACCCUUAAUUUGGAGAAACGAGCCAGAGGCCAUGUGCUCUUUGAUAAAAUAUGUGAACACCUCAAUCUACUGGAGAAGGACUACUUUGGCAUCACCUGCAGAGAUGUAGAAAAUCAGAAGAAUUGGAUAGACCCUGGCAAGGAGCUGAAGAAGCAGAUCAGGACCGGCCCCUGGAACUUUGCUUUCAACGUUAAGUUUUAUCCUCCCGACCCCGCCCAGCUGACUGAGGAUAUCACAAGGUACUACCUCUGUCUGCAGCUGAGAGAUGACGUGGUUUCGGGCCGUCUGCCCUGCUCCUUUGCCACCCACACGGUGCUGGGCUCCUACGCAGUGCAGUCCGAACUGGGAGACUACGACCCCGAGGAAUUGGGCAGCGACUACAUCAGCGAACUGCGUUUCGCACCCAACCAAACCAAAGAGCUUGAGGAGAAGGUCAUGGAACUCCACAAGACCUACAAGGGGAUGACGCCAGCCGAAGCAGAGAUACACUUCCUGGAAAAUGCCAAGAAACUGUCCAUGUACGGCGUGGACCUGCACCACGCGAAGUUGGUAGGGAGUUGCUUGGCUCCAUCUGAGGGAGAGGACUCUGAGGGAGUGGAGAUCAUGUUGGGAGUUUGCUCAAGUGGCCUGCUCAUCUACAGAGACAGGUUGCGAAUCAACCGGUUCGCUUGGCCCAAAAUCCUGAAGAUCUCCUACAAGAGGAACAACUUUUACAUCAAAAUCCGGCCCGGCGAGUUUGAGCAGUUUGAAAGCACAAUCGGCUUCAAGCUUCCAAAUCACCGCGCUGCCAAAAGGCUGUGGAAGGUCUGCGUGGAGCAUCACACCUUCUUCAGGCUCGUGUCCCCCGAGUCUCAACCGAAGAAGUUCCUGAGCCUGGGCUCCAAGUUUCGCUACAGCGGCAGAACGCAGGCUCAGAGCCGCAGGGCGAGCUCUAUGAUCAACAGACUCGCCCCGCUCGUCGAACGCUCCUCCAGCAAACGCUACAACAUGUCGCUCAGCUUAGAUGGAGCACCAAUCGCGGAGAACCAUGAGACUCCGAUGAAGGACAGUGCCGCUGCUGGGGCGGCCAAAAUCCUUACUAAGGGAGACCUUAUCACCACGGUGACGACCGAGAAAAAGGCAGAGGAGGAGAAGGCGGAGCAGGAGGACGCUCCGACGGAUGCCGCAGAGACGCAGGAACCGACAACGCCGCUGAGACACGACACAAAGUGCUCCUCCCAUGUGUACACAACCGACCCCCUCCGCUCAGAGCUCUCACUCCCCUCAUCUCCCGUGUCAUCACCUAAAGUACGGCGGAGGCGCAGGGAGAACGCGCGUAAACGGGCCUCGUCUGUCAGUCCGGCCAAGAGCACCGCCGGGUGCCGCCGUCGGCAAGCCCACGCCGACCGCAAGGCCGCCCUGCUGGACGAGCAGGUGCUGCUGCUGUCGGCUCGCAAGCAGCGGCUGGAGCAGGGCAAGAGCCGCGGCGGCACGCUCUUCUCCUUCUCCCUGCACCUGCCCGACCUGUCCUCCUUGCUGGACGAGGACGGCUACAUCUCCUUUCCCGACCUGUCGGAGAUGCGCUUCCUCCCGAUGUGCGCGCAGAACUUCAUGGCGAUUAAGUCCCCGUCGCUCAUCCCCUGCUUCCUCUUCAUCUUCUUCUUCUUGCUCUCCACCUCCUUCUCGGUGCCGUACGCCCUCACCCUCUCUUUCCCCCUGGCGCUGUGCCUCUGCUACCUGGAGCCCAAGGCAGCCUCCCUGACCGCUUCCAUAGCCCAGGGCUACCAUGACCAUGACAGUUCAGAGGAAGAGGAGACUGACAGUGAACAAACUGAUUUUGCCUUUGAUGGGGAGAUGACUGCCACGGAGUCGGACGCAGACGACGACUCUGAGAUGCGGACUCAGGACACCUCGCCUCCGGAGGAGAUGCUCAAACACCAGACCAACAUCAGCGAACUGAAGCGCUCCUUCUUGGAGACGGGCGAGAGCUCGCCGGGCCUGACGGAGUGGGAGAAGAGGCUGUCCUCGUCCCCCGCGCACUCGCCCAGAGGGGACGAAGCGCCGAUGAUAGAGCCUCUGGAGCUGCAGGAUACGAAAGACGAACCGCCUGCAAGCGAAGAAACAAAGGAGGAGGUAGAACCUAAAACCACCAAGGCGGCAGAAUAUCUGGUGAAGUAUGUGGGGGAUAGCGUCGCAACAGAUUUGGCCUCCUCCUCUGGGCUACACGGGAUUAGUCCGUCAACCACUAUGGACGACGACGUCUUCAUGGACGGGACCCUCAGGGAGGUGGACGAGGUGGCCGAGAGGGAAGAGAUUAAAGUCAGCCCGGGAGCUGUCAGGCAGGAAGUGUACCAGGCCAUCAGUGACAAGAAAGGGACGCUCAUAAUCUUGAAGGAGGCCGACGAUAAAGUAGACGCCGAGGGCAAAGAGACGGGCGCCGCGGGUGAAGAAGAAGAGCCGGCUCUCCGCGGAGAGGCUGAAGGCGGGGAAAACGAAGCAGUUAUGGGAGUUGAGAUAUGGAGUCCUAAGAUGGAAGCUAAUGGCGUGACUCAGAUUAAAGGUACUGACUCGCCUAAAAAGGCCAUGGCGUCCUGGAUAUCCGAGGUGGUGAAGACCGAGGCCACCGAGGUCGUCGGUGCGUCGACGAAAGCCUCCGACGCCCCGCAGCCGGGUGAAGAGGUCCAAACAGAGCAGUCAAAGUCCGGCCCCUCUCAGAUUACACCUCCCGAAUCCUCGACUACAUCCUUAGCAGUGUCUACGCUGGGAUGGGUUCCCUCCUCCGAAAAGGGACCCCCUGAACCAGAGGAGAAGGUGGUGGUUGCCACGGAGACGGAGGCAGCACCGGCAGAGUCGACAGGCCCAACGGGUUGCGACGUCGUCGAGGUGGGAACCAAAGAGGUGCCCGUAGUCCACACGGAGACAAAAACGAUCACCUACGAGUCUGCAGAGGUGGAGACUAAUGGCGACGUGGACCCUGGGGUGUUGCUGAGUGCUCAGACAAUCACCUCGGAAACCACCAGCACCACGACAACCACACACAUCACAAAGACGGUGAAAGGAGGAAUAUCAGAGACAAGAAUUGAGAAAAGGAUUGUCAUUACAGGGGACACAGACAUCGACCACGAUCAGGCUCUGGCUCAGGCCAUAAAGGAGGCUAAAGAACAGCAUCCUGACAUGUCAGUGACCAAAGUAGUGGUACAUAAAGAGACAGAGAUCACGCCAGAGGAGGGGGAGGACUGACGCAGGAUUGAAAAACCUCGAGGGCUCUUUUCUCAUCAACCGCCCACAAUCCAACAUCCAGAACUCCACAUUUUACCCCGGGACUCCCAGACGACUGGAACGGCUCCCGCUCUCCUAAUGCUGCCGCCAGUCAACUCUCACCUGCAAAUUAAAUAAAAGCACCUUGCAUGGGAAGGACGCAAUGUUGCAUUAUAAUACAAAUUGAAAGAUUAUACUGAAAAAAAGUUAUGUUUUUUUUGUUUUUUUAAUUUAGUUUUUAAAGUGGUUAUCGACCCGCACGCCGAAUCUCUGCGUGCGCAGCAAGCAAACCCCCCCCCGUCCCCCCGCUCCCCCCGUUUGCUGACACACUGCCUUACGACUCUUAAUGCAUUUCUAUGAUUGCCGAGAACACAUGGCAACGUUUUUAUUUAUGAAUUGAAGCCAUCACUCCAGAACACGUGUCCACAGCAUCCGCUGGUUUAACCUGUCACCCCGCUCUGCGCACAUCGGCGCUAAUCGUCUCUCACACCUGAUGUUUUUAGUCACGUCUACUUGAAUUGCAUUUCUCCUCUUUUUUUUUUUUUAAAGACUAUUUUUAGCGGGUUUUUAUCGUGUGUUUCUUCGGUCGGCGAUUUGAUUCCACCACGGUGUGUUUUUAAGGAAUGGCGGUUUUUAGUUUUGUGUUUUUCGGUUUGAAUGUCCCUCCGGGGGCUCUGAAUGUUCUCUCCUCAAUGGACGGUCGAGUUCCGAGUUCCGUCCAGGGCUCGGGACGCCGAGCUCUGCUCAGAUGAGAUGCAAAGCCAAGAGAGAUCUGUAAAACCCCCCACACUCCCCGUACCCCUCCACCCUGAACAUGUCAACUAUAUGCCUCCAUCAUCUGUUCAACUCUAUCUGAAUAACCGAGUAUUGUUCGUGUACCAGCCAUGUUUUCCUCAAAAAAGGUGAAAUAAAAGUGGCAAAUGCA
This is a messenger RNA of Gasterosteus aculeatus aculeatus (three-spined stickleback), 4604 nucleotides long. The record is from RefSeq and is a predicted model, not a curated record. Lineage: Eukaryota; Metazoa; Chordata; Actinopteri; Perciformes; Gasterosteidae.